Dujonia railenensis is the source of this 1341-nucleotide messenger RNA. Lineage: Eukaryota; Fungi; Ascomycota; Pichiomycetes; Serinales; Debaryomycetaceae. The record is from the annotation of a GenBank genome assembly.
AUGAAUUCGUUGAAAUUAAUAGUAAAUUCCUGGGAUUCAUUGUACCCACCCAUAGGGCGAAGAGAAGAAAGAUUGAGCUCGAAAGAAGAAGCUGACUUGGACGAAAAGCUGAGACUACUUGAUCAGGAAUUGAGGACGUCAAUAGAUCAAGAACAACAAGUACAACCUGACAUCCAAUUUCAGGCGCCACCAGAGGACAACGGAGACGAAUGGGAAGUAGAUGAGACAAAAGAGAGCCGACAAACGGAUUCGCCCGAAGUGGAAGGGGAUUCCUCUUCGGUGCUUUCGUACCUCUUGUUUCUACCCAACUAUCUUGUGAUAAAGCCUUUGACUUUCGUGUGGCUAUUAUUGACUUAUCCAUUCACGAAUUUUUUCCAAUCAACGACAACCAACACCACGACGUCUGCAUCUGCGAUAAACUCAGAAGGAGGCGAGGCGAUUGAUGGUUCGUCCGAGUUGACAGGAGCUUCUGAGGAUUCCGUUACUGGACAAGUUCCACCAGAAUCUGGCGGAGGUGCCGCCACCAGAGGAGGCGCUUCGGACGAUGACGAAACUCCAGCUCCUGAGACCCCUAAGAUAGAAAUCUUAAAACAGGAAAACAUUAUAUCAAAUACCAUCAAAUCCCCUUCAGCAUCGUCAAAAUACCUUAUUCCUCCACCACAGAGGUUGGUUCCAUUAUCCAGAAACCCACAAAGGAAGAGAAGAAGAAAGACGUUGAUACUUGAUUUGGAUGAAACCUUGAUCCAUUCUUUAUCAAGAGGCUCACCAAGAUCAUUUAGUUCCAGUGGUUCAUCUAACAUGAUCGAAAUCAAGUUGAAUAACAUUGCAAGCUUGUAUUAUGUAUACAAGAGACCAUACUGCGACUAUUUCCUUAAAGAGGCGGCAAAAUGGUUUGAACUUCAAAUAUUUACUGCUAGUGUCAAAGAAUAUGCUGAUCCGAUAAUAAAUUGGCUAGAAAGCGAGAUUGCUCCGUAUGUGAACAAGCAAGAGCAACAGCAGCUGGCCAAAGGGGGAAAGCAUUCCUAUACUCCACAACAAUCAGUCUUCACGAAGAGAUAUUAUAGGACGGAUUGCAGCUAUAGACCAGGAGUGGGGUAUAUCAAGGAUUUAUCUAAGUUUUUCCCACGUGAGGAAGAUUUAAAGAAUGUAAUCAUUUUAGAUAACUCACCUGUGAGUUAUGCCUUACAUGAAGACAAUGCGGUUAUGAUAGAGGGGUGGAUUAACGACCAGGGUGAUAGGGAUCUUUUAAAUUUACUUCCAAUGUUACAUAGCUUGAGCUUAUGCAUUGAUGUGAGGUAUAUACUAGGGCUCCGUGGCGGUGAGAAGGUUUUCGAAGGCUAG